Ochotona princeps (American pika) is the source of this 2272-nucleotide messenger RNA. RefSeq names its product nephrocan-like. Lineage: Eukaryota; Metazoa; Chordata; Mammalia; Lagomorpha; Ochotonidae. The transcript is spliced from 3 exons. The record is from RefSeq and is a predicted model, not a curated record. Gene Ontology annotation, molecular function: protein binding. The coding region runs from base 698 to 2236 and encodes 512 amino acids.
AUUUUACCACUGACAACUUCCCCUGAAGAAGCUGCAGGCCCUUUCGACCGACCGCAAGAUAACUGACCCAUUUCAAUGGUUUGUUCCCAUUUGAGACACCAGUAUUUUUUAAUGACUAAUAUUUUCUGAAUAUGAUAUGUGGGUGGAUCAGGUGAUAGAUGAACAAAUUAUUUGUGCUUUUGGCGUCUCUUCAGUAAACUCCCAUUGUUUCAUCAGCAAUAAAAUGUUACCACUGCAGCAAUGGCAAUUGGAAAAGCUCCCUGUUUUUCCUUCCUAGUGAAUGUGAGAAGAAAACAGCUGCCAGCUUCAAUCACACACAAAAAGUUUUAAUAUAAGGUCACAGAAAAUCCAAACGCUUUAUGGCCCACUAUAAAUCAGCUCUUUGUCUUUCCCCACUAAUUCCCUGGUGUCACAUUUAACAAAACAAGGAAAGCACAGAUAGUACAGGUGUUUGCAGAUUAGCCUCCCAAGCCAUAAAUAACAUGAGGUUUUGCUCACUCACAAAUAUUAAGGCAGCUUAUCAAUGUUUAAGCCCCUUCCUCUUUGUAUAAUGAUUGCCAGCAUUUUAACCCAGACAAACUGAGAAUUUUUUCUUUCCUGUCUUCUUGCAUUGACUGAGUACACAUUCAUAAGAUUCUGUGAUCAGAUUUGGUGAUAUAAAGAGCAAGACAUCUACCUGAGAGUCCUGUUUGGGAAGAUGCAUCUGCUCUGUGCUUUCCUGGCUGUGCUCUCUCUUUGUGAGGGUUCCAGUCUUCACUGUCCUGGAAGAUGCAGCUGUGACUCUAUGCAGUCAGUGCAAUGCUACAGACUGACGGAGGUGCCCUCAGCCAUUCCUCCCAGCACCAAGAGGCUCUACAUUAGUCACAGCAAGAUUCAGCACCUCCAGCUUUCGAACUUCACUGAGAUGCUGGCUAUUGAAGACUUUAUUUUGCUGGCCAGUGGAACAGAGUCAGUAGAAAAUGGAACCUUCAAAAUUCUGAAUACACUGAAGAGCUUAGAACUCUGGAAAAACAAGUUACGACGGGUCCCCAGUGCUCUCCCAGCCACACUUGAAGUGUUAAAACUAAAUGAUAAUUCCAUAAAUGUCCUACAUGCGUCAGAUUUUGAAGGGCUAAAGAAAUUGAGAAUACUUGAACUAAAAAACAACCUGCUCUCCUCCCUCUCCCCCAGCACGCUGGCCUCCCUGGUCAGUUUGCAGAGCUUGAUGGUGGACAGCAACCAUGUGCAGUCUGUGGCCGGACCCUUGCCAUUGCCCCACCUGAGACAACUAAGCCUGGAAAACAAUCAACUGCAAAUCAUCCCAGGCAGCUUUUUCACAUCCCUGCAGAGGCUGCAGUAUCUCAGUUUCAGUGGUAAUUUCCUUGCUAGAAUUCCUGUUAACCUACCCAAUUCUUUGCGAUCGUUGAAGAUGGAGAGAAACCAGCUCAAAGUAGUGAGGUUUCAGGAUUUGAAACAUUUAGGGAACCUUUUUCACCUUUACCUCUCAGAAAACUCACUCUCUUCCAUCAAUGGGGCACAGUUCCUUGCUAAUUUAACUACUCUUGAGUUGUACCAAAACCAGCUUCAAAUGUUGCCCCUCGGACUGCCAGCAAGGCUACAAAAACUUGAUUGCAGCAAUAAUUUGAUUCAGCAAGUCAGAGAGCAAGACUUCCAGGACCUGCGAGACCUAAAACACUUGUUUUUGGACAACAACAUUGUCAGUGUGUUUGAAUCUGGAGCGCUUCAGAGAUGCUCCCGGCUCUCCAGCCUGGCCCUGGAGCAGAACCUGCUGCAGUCCAUUCCUCUGAGGCUCCCGGGGACCUUAGCCAGGCUGGACUUAAAAGGCAAUGCCAUCCAGGAUAUUGCUGAGCCGGAGCUCAGGGAUCUCAAGCACCUUCAAGUACUAAACCUGAGAAACAAUAAGCUCUCUGCCCUAGACCACAAAGCACUGGAGAGUCUGCCUCGCCUCAGGCACCUGUACCUGGAUGGAAAUCCUUGGAAUUGCACCUGCAGUCUCCUAAGAGCCAGGGAGGUCCUGAAGGCCAAGGGCACAGAUGUGAGGGGAGGACAGUGCGUGGCCCCAGCUGAACGGCAAGGGGAGAGCUGGAUGUCAUCUGUCAGAAUCAUGAAGGAAUGUGAGUCUCACUUACACCUGGCAGAGAAAAGCCAAGGCAGCAGAGAGGAACCGAAAGCUGAAGACCCCUCCAGCAUCGCAAUCAACAUGGAUGACGAUGAUGAAGAUUAUGAAAUAGAUUAAACAUGAGCUCUGUCUACUGUUAGAAAGCAUGUUCUA